AUGGACAAAAACAUCGAAAUGAUGCACCGGAAACGGGCCAAGGAUGUUGAUCAGGGCCUCCCUGUGUCAGCAUCCAAUUGGGCGGAGGUAGCUACCGACGAAAUUGGCGAAGUCGCAGCUCAAAACUACACCUCUACUACACACGACCGAAAGACGCUAUCCUUCUCUCAGUUGACACCUAAGGAUCGCCAGCGAUUUCUUGUUCUCGUGCUGCUCUAUCUGCUCCAGGGUAUCCCUCUUGGUCUCGCUAUGGGUAGUGUUCCCUAUCUGCUGAAGGAACAUCUGUCUUAUGGUGAAAUCGGAAUCUUCUCCCUAGCCUCCUACCCCUACUCGCUAAAGUUGCUGUGGAGUCCAAUUGUCGAUGCCUGCUACAACAAGUCGUUUGGACGGAGAAAGUCGUGGAUUGUACCAAUCCAGGCUGUCUCUGGACUCGUGCUGAUCUGGCUGGGGACCUUCAUUGAGAAACUCAUUAUGGGAGGGAUCAAUGAACCUGGGUCCCAGCCCGUGGAAAAGAACUUGUUCAGAAUCACACUCUUCUUCCUUCUGCUGGUGUUCCUUUGUGCCACCCAAGAUAUUGCUGUGGACGGAUGGGCUCUGACUCUGUUGUCGAAGGAGGCUCUUUCCUACGCUUCUACUGCCCAGACUAUCGGUCUCAACACUGGCUAUUUUACCUCUUUCACUGUGUUUCUGGCUUUCAAUGGUCCUGAUCUAGCCAACAAGUACUGGCGAUCUGUGCCCUCAGCUGACCCUCCCAUCUCUCUGUCUGGAUACCUCACUCUCUGGGGACUCAUCUACCUGGCUGUGACAGUUUGUGUCGCCCUUUUCCAGAAGGAAGACCGAGAAAAGCACGACGACGACUCCCUAGUUACGAUCUACCGGACCAUGAUGAAGGUGCUCAAGCUUCCCAACAUCCAGAUCUUUAUUCUUGUCCAUUUUCUGUCAAAGAUUGGUUUCCAGGCCAACGAGGCAGUCACCAACUUGAAGUUGCUCGAGAAGGGAUUCUCCAAGGGCGAGCUCGCAUUGACGGUUCUUAUCGACUUCCCCUUUCAAAUUAUCUUUGGGUACUACGGAGGCAAGUGGUCCACUGGUAAAGAACCCCUCAAGCCCUGGAUGAUGGCAUUUGUAGGCCGUCUGGGAUGUGGAGUACUUGCCAUGCUCGUGGUCUACAUGUUCCCUACUGAGCGAGCCAAGUCCGGAGAAGGUAUUGGAUUUGGAUACUUCAUGGUCGUCAUCAUCAUGCAUGUUCUCAACUCCUUCCUCAGCACCAUCCAGUUCAUCUCUAUUACUGCCUUCCAUACCCAGAUUGCUGACCCUGUCAUCGGAGGCACCUACAUGACCACCCUUAACACAAUUUCCAACCUGGGCGGUCUCUGGCCAAAGAUUAUUGUUCUCAAGGCUGUCGACUGGUUCACAUCCGCCACCUGUACACCCAAGGCUGGCAAGACCUUCGCUGCCUUCUCAUGUGUGGCCAAGGAGGCCAAGAACAUGUGUGAGCAGAGUGGAGGUAUCUGCACCAUCCAAACCGAUGGCUACUACAUCACCUCGAUGCUGUGCAUCACCAUUGGAGCCACGCUGUUCUUUGGAUGGAUUUACAAGAAAAUGCGCUUCCUUGAGUCGCUCCCUAUUUCAAGCUGGAGAGUUUGA
This is a messenger RNA of Yarrowia lipolytica CLIB122, 1644 nucleotides long. RefSeq lists its product as uncharacterized. Lineage: Eukaryota; Fungi; Ascomycota; Dipodascomycetes; Dipodascales. Gene Ontology annotation, cellular component: membrane. Gene Ontology annotation, molecular function: acetyl-CoA transmembrane transporter activity. The record is from RefSeq and is a predicted model, not a curated record.